Didymodactylos carnosus is the source of this 618-nucleotide messenger RNA. The record is from the annotation of a GenBank genome assembly. NCBI's taxonomy places the organism in Eukaryota, Metazoa, Rotifera, Eurotatoria, Philodinida, Philodinidae.
AUGAAAGACGAACUUGGCGAAUCAAACGAUUUGAACUCAUUGGGUCAUUUGAUGGUAAAAAUGGCAAAAUUUGAUAAAGCGAAAGAUUAUUUCUUCAAGGUGAUCAAUGAUUCAACCCCAAAUCAUACCUCAAUUGUAACAGCAUAUAGUAACAUUGGAUUAGUUUAUUAUAGUCAAGGUGAUUAUGAUAAAGCAUUGAAAUCUUAUGAGAAAGCUCUUGAGAUCUCAUUAGUUUCACUUCCACUAAAUCAUCCCUCAAGUGCAACCACAUAUAAUAACAUUGGAUUAGUUUAUAAAAAUAAAGGUGAUUAUGAUAAAGCAUUGAAAUGUUAUGAGAAAGCUCUUGAGAUUCAAUUAGUUUCACUUCCACCAAAUCACCCUGAUAUUGCAACUACAUAUGGUAACAUUAGGUCAGUUUAUGACAGUCAAGGUGAUUAUGAUAAAGCAUUGAAACGUUGUGAGAAAGCUCUUGAGAUCUCAUUAGUUUCACUUGCAUCAAAUCAUCCCUCAAUUGCAACUACAUAUGGUAACAUUGGGUCAGUUUAUGACAGUCAAGGUGAUUAUGAUAAAGCAUUGAAAUCUUAUGAGAAAGCACUCGUUAUUGGAGACAAGACCUAG